AUGUCAGAUCGAUCUUCGUCCCCGACUUCGGGGUCCCCUGGUUCUUCCCCCGACAGAGACAGUCGCAAGAAUAUUCUGGUCAUGAGAGACAAGGGCAAGGCUCCUGAAGGCUCAUCAAAAAGGAAGCGGACCUUGACCAACGGCACAGGCGCAUCUAACUCAAGGCGGCGCACACGAGAGCCCGAGGUCAUUGAGGAUGGUGACGACACUGGGUCCUUUGACUAUGACCCGAACCAGCCCCUGGACGAGAGGCGCCAAGUGCAAAGGGGUUUCAGAGAUAUAAUACGAGAUGUGACUGAGAAUGCCGAUGAGUACCUCAAGCCCGAGUCGUUGGGUCUCCAUGACGCAAUACGAAGGGCCAAUGAAUUGUCAGGCCAAGUGAAGCAGACCAGCGAGGCAACCAUCGACUCCAAACUCCUGGUCAACACAGCCGAUGCGUCUUAUAGGAAGACAGUCCGUCUCACUUCUGGCAACAUCGCUCAAGGAGUUGACGUAGAUGAGUUUGUCUCAAAGUGCAUCACUUACAUGCGUUUGGGUAGUGGGAUCGCCGAGGAUGACGCACCAGGACUCACCGCGACCCAGCAACAGCGACGAAGGCCCAAUAGAGUAGCCCAAGAUGACGAUGGAGACGACGACGAGAUCGGUGACGAAGGCGACAUGUUCAACUGGGAGCACCUGGGUCGUUUCGCCUCCCUGCCACAUGUCAGGCGGCCAGCUGUGCCUGGCUUUCUUCUGGGCCCCCUUUCCGUCGAGAAGAAGGUACGGAAGGUUGUCAAGCGAAGCGCGCCUUUCAGACCUGGAAACCUCCAAGAGACCAGACCAGAAGUGCUGAAUGCCGAAGACGUUCAAAGAUCGGAGAAGAACGACCUCACAGCUAUCUGCUCGAAGAUCCUCCGCCGACUCGAACAAGUCCAAGAGGAAGCGCAGACCAAGGUGGAUGAUGCAUACCAGAAUCAAGGAGCGAGUGAGGAAGAAGCGCAGAGACUGAUGGAUAAAUACGCCCUAAGAAGUACAGGCGGCAUCGACCUGUUGAAAUUCGUCGUCAACCCGAAGUCAUUUGGACAGACAGUAGAGAACAUGUUCUACGUCAGCUUCUUGAUACGAGACGGUCGUGUCGAAAUUGACUUUGAUGACAACGACCUGCCCACGCUUCAGCCAGUAGCCUCACAUGAUGAAUCUGGUCAUGCCAAAAGCAGUGCACGAAAGCAGCAGGCUGUAUUGUCCAUUGACAUGCAGAUGUGGCAUGACAUAAUAGAUGCUUUCAAUAUUAUCGAGCCCAUCAUAGAGCAUCGCAAGGAACAAAGGCACCAAGGCCCAGGAGCUCGCGGCUGGUACAGCUAG
Molecule: messenger RNA, 1341 nt
Organism: Anthostomella pinea
Lineage: Eukaryota; Fungi; Ascomycota; Sordariomycetes; Xylariales; Xylariaceae
Source: the annotation of a GenBank genome assembly